CGGGUGGGCUAGCUACUAGAUUAAUAGGAUUCGGGCAAGCAGUUGAAACGGUCGUCAGUUAGUCGGCCAAAUCGCUGGUGAAGAAACACUUUCACCUUCUAGUGAAAGAAAAUGUUCUAGAUUAAUCUGUGUUUAAGUGAAAAAGUUUGCAAAGUGUUGAACCAGCCAGCAGUGUUCAAUUGAAAAAAAUAUUAACAAAAUCAAAGAAGACUGAAGGAUGUUUGUUGUGUAAAUAGAGAAUCAGAAAGAGUGUAAUAAAAAUGUUAAAACAAAUUACCGAAAACCCGCAUGGGACGUUCACAACCGAGGAUUACUCGGUGUUUGUGGUGAUGCUGAGCAUUUCGGCCGGCAUCGGGAUCUACUUUGGAUUUUUCGAGGGCAAGAAAAAUCAAACGACCGAGGACUAUCUGCUGGGCGGGCGGAAGAUGAAAAUCUUUCCGAUAGCCGUGUCGCUUAUUGCCAGCCAAUUAUCGGGUGUGUCCAUCAUGUCCGUUCCGGCCGAAAUGUACUCGUACGGGGCCCAAUACUGGAUCAUCGCACCGACGAUGCUGUUCAUCACACUCAUUAUCAACUACAUAUUCGUGCCAGUGUUCUACAACAACCAAAUCACCAACUGCUAUCAGUAUCUGGAGGAUCGUUUCAGCUCCGGCGUGAAAAAGUUCGUGACCUUCACGUACGUGCUUAACAUAUAUUUGAUCCUGCCGAUUUUCAUUUUCAUCCCGUCGUUGGCUUUUGCCCAGGUCACCGGAGCAAAUGUCCACCUGAUAAACGGGAUCGUGUGCUGUGUGUGUAUAUUUUACACACUGCUCGGCGGGAUCAAAGCUGUCGUGUGGACGGAUGUUGUGCAGGGCUUAAUCAUGUUCGCCUCGUGCUUCCUGGUGGUAGCGAUCGGAGUGCUUAAAAUUGGCGGGUUCUCAGAAGUACUGAACAGAGCUGCCGCCGGGAAUCGGCUAGACAUUUUUGACAUGACGUUAGACGCAUCGACGAGGCAGACUUUUUGGACAGCAAGCAUCGGCAAUAUUUUCCUCUGGACCGGGUAUUUGGGUCUGAACCAGAGCUGUGUUCAGCGCAUGGUGGCCGUUCCCAGUAUUCGACAUGCACGUGCUGCCCUUUGGAUUUUCUGUGUGGGAUUUAUAAUCAUCACGAGUUUGAACUGCUUCACCGGAAUUGUGAUCUACGCAAAAUACUACGACUGUGAUCCGAUUAAAGUCAAGCUGGUGGAAAAGGCCGAUAAACUGCUGCCCUUUUUCGUGCAGGACGUCGUUGGAAACCUCAAAGGAAUGCCGGGCGUAUUCAUAUCUUGCGUUUUUAGCGCAGGUUUGAGUACCAUGUCCGCCAACUUGAAUUCUCUGGCCGGAAUCAUCUACGAGGACUACAUCCGACCGUUUAAGCUGUUCAAACAUUCGGAUGCCUCAGCAAAUUUGACGAUGAAGGUUUUAAUCUUCUUUUCGGGGAUGUACUGCAUCGUGAUGGGUUUGGUGGUGGAACAAUUCGGCCACAUUCUGCAGAUGGUCGUAACGAUUGCCAGUGUCACCCAGGGGGCCGUAAUGGGGAUUUUCUGCCUUGGAAUGCUUUGGCCCUGGGCUAACAAACAUGGAGCCCUGUGGGGUUCGGCCACGAGUGUGAUCGGGAUGUCCUGGAUUAUAGCCGGCGCUCAGUAUUACAUCCGAACUGGUGAGCUCAGUUAUCCACCGAAACCAACGAGCGUCGAAAGUUGCAUGGAUUAUGGAUUCAAUGUUACCCAAACGGAAUUCCUACCGUACGCAUCCGAUGGGUCCGAAGACGAAUUUUCGAUCUACAAGAUGUCGUUCGUUUGGUACUCUACCGUGGGAACGUUUCUGGUAUUUCUGGUUGGAAUACCGGUGAGCUAUUUCACCGGCUCGCAGGAUCUCUCUAAAAUGCAGGCAAAGCUGAUCUCGCCCGUGGUUCAUUGGCUGCUUCCUAGAGAGAUCGUCAAGAGCGAGUUGCAACUCAAGCUAGAUGAGCAUCAAUCUGAGAAUCAUACAAUUAAAGAGUGGACUUUCACUGCUACAGAAGAUCAACGCCGGAAACAAUUAAGUGAACCGAAUGAACAUAUACUUUAAAAGUGUCUGCUUGACUGCACAGAAUUCACUACUUGCAAACUGGUAGAUUCAGCGAUCUACAAUUUUUGUUUCAUUUUUGUGUCACUUUUAUCAUAAUUUGCAUGUAAAAAUAAAUUAUUUUAU
This is a messenger RNA of Uranotaenia lowii, 2207 nucleotides long. RefSeq names its product sodium-coupled monocarboxylate transporter 2-like. Gene Ontology annotation, cellular component: membrane. Lineage: Eukaryota; Metazoa; Arthropoda; Insecta; Diptera; Culicidae. Bases 261 to 2084 code for a protein of 607 amino acids. The record is from RefSeq and is a predicted model, not a curated record. Gene Ontology annotation, biological process: sodium ion transport; transmembrane transport. Gene Ontology annotation, molecular function: symporter activity. The transcript is spliced from 8 exons.